UCUCCGAUUUUAUAAAGACCCCAUUUCCCAUGCUGCCAUUGGUCUGUAGCAACCAAGGAAUAACAUGCUCUUUAACUAUUUUUUAUAAUAUUUGUACCCCUUUAGACUGUAAUUGUCCUUUCAGGUAUAUGUAGAUUACCACUUAUCUCAAAAUAACACAACCUGUCCUUCAUUGUCAUAACUUAAUCACAAUCUCAUUAUUUAGGGAAAAUGUUAAGCAACAAACAAAAUCUUUUUUUGUAGUUUUUUUUUUGAAUUUCCUGUCAUGAAAAUAUUUCUGAUAUUCCUAAAAGUCACACUAAACACUGCAGUCUCUUUCCAUUGGCGUAGUGAACAAGGUGUGUAGACGCGUUCAGCCCAAGCAGGGCCACUAACCAGGCCCACAGAUAAGGUUGGAAAUAGACGUUCUGCAAGCCAGGCCAAGGACGUGAGACAGCUGAUUCUUAAAAUAGGCCCCCUCCCCCACCACGGGACCCCGAGGCUCAAGCUUGGCGACACAACAUGAACCCGCUCCCAGACUAACCCACGCACAUCAGAGGUGGAUUAUCAACAGUGGGCGGUCCGACAGGAGACAACAAGGCUCACAUCCACAACAAAGAACUAUUCAGAAGCCUCUGGGUGCCAGUGACACCAUGAAGUCACUGCGCUUCCUCGCCGCCGAGAGCUUCAGCCAGAGCGGCGAGAGCACGGUGGAGAGCCUGAACUGUGUGUCCUUUAACCUGUACCCGCUCCUCUUCAAGGCCUGCUACCUCCACGAGCAGGCGCCGCUGCUCCUCGCCCUGGUCCGCACGUGGCCCCUACCGGAGAUCAACCUGCAAAGGAUCCUGGGAAGUACGGCCGACUGCCCGGCCGACCUCACCUCCAGCACAUGCCGGCUCUGCCUGGAGGCCGUUCUGACCGGUUUGAAGGACUACGUGUUGUCCGCCCCGACAACGUACGCCAAGAAGCUGCGCCUGGUGGACCUGACCGCCCUGAGGGACACCGAGCACCAGACGUGUCCCUGCGGGUCCACCCUCGGCCGCUGGGCCCGGACCACCAUGCUGACGCGGAUGUGCUACGAGACCCUGGCGGCCAUGCAGGCCGACGACGUCGCGCCGUGCGCCUUCGAGGCCUCCGUGGACGUCCGCUUCAACGGCUUCGUGACGGGCCGCAACUACGAGAUGGUGGCCCCGGCGCUGCUCCUCCGGCGCCACUGCCCCCUGAAGCUCCGCUUCGCGGGCUUCCGGGGCGACUCCCUGGCCCUCAAGCAGCUGUUCUACGUCCUGCGCCUGGCCGAGCCCGAGGCCAUGUCCAGGCUGGAGGUGGUGCACAACGUCCCCCUGGAGGCGCCCCACCUGGAGGUGCUCUUCUCCCGGGUGGAGUUCCCCAAGCUGCAGUCGCUCACCCUGCCCGCCGGGGCGCUGGACGUCCGCAGGCUGGGGGCGGACGACGCCAACCUGCUGGUGACCAUCGGGGAGCAGCUGGCGCAGUGGUCCAUGCUGACCGAGCUGUACCUGGGCUUCUCCACCCUGACCGGACACCUGCGCAGACUGCUAAGUCCUCUGAACACACCUCUGCAGGUCCUGGAGGUGGCCAACUGCAGCCUGAGCCGGGUGGAUCUGGUGUACCUGUCCAACAGCCUCCACACAGAGGCGCUGAUCAGACUCGACCUCAGCGGCAACAGCGUCGUCGGUACUUUCCCCGCCAGCCUCCCCAAGAUGCUCGGACGAUGUUCAGAGACGCUGGUCAGCCUGUCCCUCGAAGAAUGUGACAUAGAGGACGAAAACAUGGAUGACUUCAUCAGAAGUCUGGUUUGCUGUCAGGCCCUCCAGGAGAUAAAGCUUCUGGGAAACCCCUUGAGUUCUGGGGCACUCCGUCUGCUGUUCUCGGUGCUGUCCGCCAGCUUUCCAGAGCUGAGGUACAUCGAGAUGCCGGUUCCGCGGGACUGCUACUCGCCGGACUUCACAUACCCACUGGAUGACUCCGUUGUGUUGGAGUAUGACCGGGACUUGUUUGAGGAGGUGAGGACCCAGCUGAUGGCCAUCCUGGCCGGGGCUGGGAAGGAAGGCGUUGAGGUGUGUACCCCGCUGAUGGGGGCGUUUGACCCGGACAUUCAUGAAACCUGCAAUGAGCUGGGGGUGUCGAUGCUGAAGUCCUUCAACAGUGUUAUUGAGAACUUUAUCGAUACCAUAAAUGACGUGGACACCAGGCGAUCCCAGGCUCAGCAGGAGUAGCCUAAUGCUACUCAUAGCUAUCAUACACCAUCAUGGCACUUUUUGUUUAAAUGUUAGAAUUGUACCUUUUUUUAAAUAGUGAUAGAAAGAGUUGGCCUCAAGUUAUAUUAUCAAUAAAAGUCCUAGAUGCAAUUUGGAUAAAUAUCCUCUUAAACUAUACUCCAUCCUAUUUAAUAUGCAAUACGUCUGUAGAUACCUUAGGUCAAAUAUAUUAUUUUUAAAGAAAUGUUUAUAAUUUCAUAAAAACUCUGUACAUUUGUAUAUAUA
Messenger RNA from Gadus macrocephalus (Pacific cod), 2480 nucleotides. It is a transcript of the gene lrrc14b, whose product is annotated as leucine rich repeat containing 14B. The record is from RefSeq and is a predicted model, not a curated record. Gene Ontology annotation, cellular component: cytoplasm. Gene Ontology annotation, biological process: negative regulation of cell differentiation; negative regulation of DNA-templated transcription; positive regulation of cell population proliferation. The coding region runs from base 633 to 2213 and encodes 526 amino acids. The transcript has 3 exons. NCBI's taxonomy places the organism in Eukaryota, Metazoa, Chordata, Actinopteri, Gadiformes, Gadidae.